UCGGUAUAACUAAAAAACAAGAGUUUUGCUCAGUCGACGGUGCGAAGUGGCUGAUAUUAGAUAUAAUGAAAUAAAAUAUAAAAAACAGAAACAUAUUAAAAUUUCAUAGCAAACGAACAUAUCUCGAGUGUAGUUUCAGUCACCAUGGAAGUUAAAUGUGAUGCUCCGAUUAAAAAGCCGAAUUCACUACUUGGCAUUAGACACCUACAGGCUUUAAUGUUAUUUCUGGCACUUUUGCUGGCAUUUGCGAUGAGAGUGAAUAUUAGCAUGGCUAUAGUCGCUAUGACUGACAAGGAAACAGAAAAUGCCUUCGAUUGGAGCAUACAAACUCAGAGUGUUAUUCUGUCAUCGUUCUUCUGGGGUUACAUUGUAUUGCAAGUGCCAGGUGGUGAAAUGGCUGCCAGAUUUGGUGGAAUGAUUCUAAUAACUCUGUGUGUCGGUAUCAAUUCUGCUGUUUCAUUGAUUUUACCCAUAGGAGCUUACUAUGGAGGCUGGCAACUGGUUUGCGCUUGUCGAGUUGUGCAAGGAUUGUCUCAAGGCUUCAUUUUCCCUUCAAUCCAUCACUUGAUAGGGAAGUGGGUUCCUCUGGAGGAGAAAAGCAGAUUAGGCACGAUAAUAUAUGCUGGUGCGCAACUAGGAACAGCUAUACAGCUGAUGAUAUCAGGAUUUCUCGCUGAUUACUGGGGAUGGCCUUCAAUAUUUUACACAAAUGGUGUUGUUGGUGUAAUAUGGACUGUUGCUUAUAUUUUCCUGGGUGCCGCUACACCAAGCACUUCAAAAAUGAUCAGUCCACAAGAAAGAAUGUACAUCGAAAGCUCACUGGGACAUAUUGGAGGUGCAAAUAAGAAAUUGUCAACUCCUUGGAAAGCGAUAUUUACAUCUUUGUCUUUCAUUUCGCUCAUCAUAGCACAUUGUGGACAAAAUUGGGGUUUCUGGACCCUAAUGACUGAGAUACCCUCUUACAUGAAACAAGUUUUGGGAGUGGACAUUAAAGCGAAUGGAGUAAUGUCAGCUUUGCCGUAUCUCGCCAUGUAUUUAUUAAGCUUCCCAUUAGGAUUCCUCUCAGAUUACAUACUAAAGAAGAAAUGGUUGAGCGUCACUGCUAGUAGGAAGCUGUCUAAUUCUCUUGGACAUUAUGGCCCUGCUGUAGCUCUUAUCGGUCUCUCGUAUGUGCCUGCGGGUAAUGUGGUCGUCGCCGUCGCCGUAUUAACAGCAGUCGUUGGACUCAACGCAGGCCACUACACUGGAUAUUUGCUGGUUCAUAUUGAUAUGGCUCCAAACUUUGCUGGAACGAUGAUGGGUAUAACAAAUGCAAUAGCUAAUGUCAUAUCUAUAAUUGCACCGCUUGUUGCUGGUGUUUUGUUGAAUGAUGAGACUGAUGCCCAGGAAUGGAGGAAAGUAUUUUACCUUUCGUCGGCUAUCUACAUUGUUUGUAACACAUUCUUUGUCAUCUUCGGGUCCUCCAAAAGACAAAAAUGGAAUGAAGUGGAAGAAUCUAAAGACGACGAACGAAAUAAAAAUUGAGUUCACUAACUAGUCAAUUGUGUGUUGUGCAAUAAUAUUUAUUAAUAGAUAAUAAGAAUUCAUGAAACAGUCGAUAAAUAUUUAUAUUUGAGUAAAGCAUGGUUUUAGUAAUAAUACUGUUAUGAUUAUAUAUGUUGACAUUAUAUAUACAUAUACACAGUAAGGGAGGACAUUAAAAUUAACUAGGCAGCUUUCUUCAUAACUUUGACACUAAUAAUAUUUUACUAUGUAUUUACUAAAAUGCUCCUAAUUUAUCACUAAGAGUGCCCGAGCAAUCAAUAAUGUCCUGAUAUCCAUUAAAAUUUGGCACUAAAUCUCUAGCCAUUAUUUUAGGUCUUGGCCACGGGGCUGCAAGGAUUAAUUGACUCGAUGUACUUUGAUUGGCCAGUUAGUUAAUCUAUAUUGUUUAUCAUAUUAAGACAAAACGACCAGAUAUUAUACUAAUCAUGAAAUAAAAAACGCAAGUUGAAGUUUCUGCUUGAUAAUGGUUUACCAAUUGUUUUAAGUAUCUUCAUCAUAUAUCUAGUGAAAUUAUUUGAACAUAAAUUAUUUCUAUUUUAUCAUCAGGUAAAUAAGGCGUGUCUAUUAAUAAUGGUAUUAUAAAAUUAUUAUACGAUAUCUAUACACACACAUAUAUAUAUAUAUAUAUGUAUAUAUCUGUCUUUGUGUGUGUGUGUGUUUUUGCAUAAAAAAAAUUAUGAAUCCUCGAUUAUUUCAUAUGUUUACAAUGAUGACUGUGAUUAGUUUAUUAGUCUAUAUAGUCAAAGUUGUGCAACAAAAAGACCAAUUGUCGAACAAACUACAACAAAAGCAUGGAUCGAUCAAAGAUGUGGUUGCAGUUUAGUUCUGUAUGAAGACAUUUUACAUGAAAAAGAAACUUAUACGCGUAAAAGAUAUCUCAGAAAAAUAAAUAGACAGAAUAACAAAUAAAGCUUGGUUGUAAAAUUUAA
Messenger RNA from Danaus plexippus (monarch butterfly), 2474 nucleotides. RefSeq names its product putative inorganic phosphate cotransporter. Lineage: Eukaryota; Metazoa; Arthropoda; Insecta; Lepidoptera; Nymphalidae. Gene Ontology annotation, cellular component: plasma membrane. Bases 145 to 1524 code for a protein of 459 amino acids. Gene Ontology annotation, biological process: monoatomic anion transport; transmembrane transport. The transcript has 10 exons. The record is from RefSeq and is a predicted model, not a curated record. Gene Ontology annotation, molecular function: transmembrane transporter activity.